UCAAUCGUAGAUCAGUAGCGAUGAAUUACUUGUUUCUCUCUUAUUUUUAUAACUAUCUCUAUCAAUAAAAGACUAUAUUCCAACGCUUCAGUGUUUGUUAGCCUUAAAAACGAGAACAGUCACGGUGAUCUAUGCACACUGUUAUUGAAGCCAAAAGUAAUUAUUAGGUGACAUAAGCAAAUAAUGAAAACUUUGUUGGUGCUUUUGUUCUUUGCUGUGUUGGUGAAUGUUACGCAUAGUUUCGUCAACGAUGAAAUUGGCGUGGUUGAUCAAAAUGAAUUGUUUCGAGUAAAUCACGAAAUUAACCCGCGAUCCAAAGCCAUUUGCACUGUACACAAAUCUACUGGAAUUUGGCAAUGCAUUAUGAAUUGCGGAAUCAUUAUCGAUGAAGAUGAUAUACAAAUGCGCCAACAUCGUUUCAAAUCAUGUGUUGUCGCAAGAACUAUGAUAAGGCACAUGGAAAGGAAUCCGUAUAUGGCUAAACAUAUUAAUCUUAAAUUUACGAAAAAUAAAAUGGUUGAUGAAUUCAGAAUGGAAAAUCAGCAAAAUAAAUAAACUAAACAAAUAUUGUGAAUUUAAUAAAUCGAAAUUAUUCAAUGCUAUCAGAAGUUUAAUGGAAAUAUUUAUGAUCUGAAUACUUGACUAACAUUAUUUUUUAUGAUAAACAGAUACGACUUAUUCGCAUUCUUAA
Molecule: messenger RNA, 691 nt
Organism: Phymastichus coffea
Lineage: Eukaryota; Metazoa; Arthropoda; Insecta; Hymenoptera; Eulophidae
Exons: 3
Coding region: 184-555 (123 amino acids)
Source: RefSeq, a predicted model, not a curated record